This is a messenger RNA of Funneliformis mosseae, 1545 nucleotides long. NCBI's taxonomy places the organism in Eukaryota, Fungi, Glomeromycota, Glomeromycetes, Glomerales, Glomeraceae. The record is from the annotation of a GenBank genome assembly.
AUGUCCAAACGCCUCGAUUUUUAUCUCGACAAUAUAACUGAAGACUGGACGUGUCUCAAAGUAAUAGGCUUUUACCGUACAAAAAUAAAACGAAAGGGUUUGAAAGAAGUACUGAGUUCUAUACAUAAAGAUCUUCGAGAUAUUGCAAAUUCUAAUCCUAGAUUUGACGCGACAAAGAAGAAAAAAGCUCGGGAAAUACUAGAUAACUGGAAAGUUCGACGCUUUGUGCAAGCUGGGACUUUAGGUCUUACAAGGACAGGGCCCUUGAACUGGACCGCACCACUAAAGAACUUUAAAAAAGAUUGUGCACGAAUCAAAGUCGAUUUUAUGAAGGUAAGACAGAUAAACCAAUUUUCAACCGGAGAUGGAACAUACAACGACAAUCGUCAGGGGAAACAUCUUCGAGAUGUGGAUGAUGAUGAAAAAAAGAUGAGUACUGAAGGAGCUACAAUUCCGGCAAAAAAGAACGAGAAGUGGGAGAGUAGUUGUACCGGAUUAUCGUGGAUUACUUACAGCUACGGAUGUCGGAACUUUCUCCAAAAAACUACAUACGAAGAUGAAAACCCCUCUCAAGAAAACGAAGAGGAAGCAACGACCGAGGAUUCUUUUGAAAAUUGCUCCCAAGGAAAUGAUGAGAAGAGAACUAUUCAAGAUGAUAUUAUAACAGAUAUCUUAGGAAAUACUGAACUCUCAGACGCAUCAAAAGAAAUUUUUACGAUUUAUAAAGCGCAAUACCCUGAUGGCGAUCUAAUUGAUCUCCGACUGAAAUCGCCCUUUUUAAAAAAAACUUUCAAGACAAAUAGCAACAUCGUAUCUAACGGAAUUGGAUACCAUGACAGAGACGUUGGUCCCCCACCCGAAAAAGAUGAUUUUAUAAUGAAUGCAGUGGUACGAAUUAUACGUCGUACAUUGCCACAAUUUAUUAAAGCAUUUUCACUCGAAGAACAGAAUCCACUUUUAAAUAUUGCCACAAUAGAACAUGCGCAUCUUAAUGCUUUCGUUCACCCGUGUCUUGACGCUUCUUUAUGGUACAUUGCUGGUAUACACUAUGAAUUCGGCGAGAUAACGUCGAAAAAUCACACUAAUGGUAAUCGAGCUGAUGGAGUUGGUUACAUGACGGAUGCUGAUAAGUAUCAGCUCAUUUAUGUUGAAGGCUCGAGACCAGUAACAAAAGAUAAAAAGGAAACCGAUGACAUCAAAAAAAUAACAGAUAAUUUAAAGAAUAUAUUCGCGAAUAUUGUAAAGGAAACCAUCAAAAGCAGGCAACGUUUACCAAAGAAGUUGUAUGUAUUCGGUGGCCAAAGUUUUCGUCUUCGGAUAUAUUUAUACUUUCUUGAUCAUUGUGGAACGUAUAGAUUAAACGAGAUUGAUAAUGCCAAUCUUCCUCGGAAAUUUUCUGAAAUGAAAAAUUUCGUUUAUUUCUAUGAAAGUGUAUUGAAAUGGUCGUUAUUGGUUCGUGAUGUUACAGCAUCCUUUGAUGAUGCAAGAGCUGAACAAAGACCUUCGCGACUUUCGUAUGCAAACGCUCUUCUCCAGUUGGAUUGA